AUGGGUGAUGAGAGUGACUCGAGUGAAGACGGUUUUAUGGUAUCAACGCGACAUAACUUCAACCCCAAACCGCACCUUGUUACAAUCAUUAAAUCCGACACCGGUUUUGGUUUCAAUGUCAAGGGACAAGUGAGUGAAGGUGGUCAGUUACGAAGUAUCAACGGAGAAUUGUAUGCACCUUUGCAACACGUAAGUGCUGUACUUCGUGGAGGUGCAGCUGCGAAAGCUGGAUUAUUGAAGGGGGAUCGCAUUUUGCAAGUAAAUGGUGUUGACGUAGAAGGAGCAACGCAUAAACAAGUUGUGGAACUCAUAAAAGAUGGUGGUGAUAAGUUAUCACUAGUCGUGAUUUCUGUGAAUGCUGUUGAUGCAGAGCGUUUUGAAAAUGGUCUCCCUGACGAAAGUUGUACAUCAUAUGACUAUUCCGAAAAACGGUCAUUGCCCAUAACUAUUCCAAGUUAUCAGACAGUAACAGCUAAUGGAGAACGCUUUGUUGCUUACAAUGUACAUAUGGCUGGUCGACAUCUUGGAUCACGACGUUACAAUGAAUUUGUUCAAUUGCAUAAUUUACUCAAACAUGAAUUUAUUGAUUUUGAUUUUCCAAAAUUGCCUAGUAAAUGGCCAUUUUCAUUAUCAGAACAACAGCUGGAUGCUCGUCGACGAGGAUUGGAAUCGUACUUGGAAAAGAUUUGUGCUGUUAGAGUUAUAGCCGAUUCCGAUAUUAUGCAAGAAUUUUUGAUGGAAGACUCAUUGUCAGAAUGUGCGGUUGCUGAUGUGCACAUGCGUAUAUUAUUGCCAGAUGGCAAUUCUCUCCUGUUGAAUAUUAAGCGUCACUGCACAGCAAUAGAAUUAUAUAUGGCGACCCAGAAACGUUUGAAUAUGUCUCCAGACGCAGUUAGAUACUGUGCGCUGUUUGAAAUGACUGAAUGUGGAUUCGAACGGAAGUUAGCAGAUGACGAGUAUCCACAUGCUCUUUAUAUACAAAAUUAUUCGUCCGCAGCGUCAUCUUGCAUUUUACUUCGGAAAUGGAUUUUUGAUAUCGAUAAGGAAAUUGAACUUUGUGGACGUGAUAGGUUAUUCAAAGAAUUAUGUUUCUGGCAAGCAAUUACAAGUGUGAAUGCUGGCCUUGUAUCUGCCAAAGAAAAAAUGUUUCAGCUAAAAGCAUUGCAGAGCAUUGAAAGGGCUGAUAAGUAUUUAAAUAUGGUACGCACAAUGGAUGGUUACAACAGAGUUGUUUUUCCUCACUGUGGUUGUGGCAGUCGUAAAGAUGGUGAUAUUAUAUUAGGAGUUGAGUUUUCUCAAUUGACUAUACGAGCAUGCGAUUACGAGGGCAAUCUGCAGGAAGAAGAGCUGGUAUUCGAAUGGGCUGAUAUUUUGGAAUACAAAGUUGUUGAUAAUGGUGCUACAUUUGUAUUUGAAUAUGCUCGUUCACAAAAGAAGCCCAAAUUAGUCAAAUUACGCACUCAGUUUGCGGUAUAUAUGAACUUUUGCUUUUCACGAAUAUUCGAGGAACGUGAAGAACGCGCUGGGAUGAAUUUUUGUAAUGAGGACUAUUAA
Molecule: messenger RNA, 1554 nt
Organism: Loa loa (African eye worm)
Lineage: Eukaryota; Metazoa; Nematoda; Chromadorea; Rhabditida; Onchocercidae
Product: PX domain-containing protein
Exons: 11
Coding region: 1-1554 (517 amino acids)
Biological process (GO): intracellular protein transport; signal transduction
Cellular component (GO): early endosome
Molecular function (GO): protein binding; phosphatidylinositol-3-phosphate binding
Source: RefSeq, a predicted model, not a curated record